Zingiber officinale is the source of this 1865-nucleotide messenger RNA. RefSeq lists its product as uncharacterized. The coding region runs from base 201 to 1751 and encodes 516 amino acids. The transcript has 2 exons. Lineage: Eukaryota; Viridiplantae; Streptophyta; Magnoliopsida; Zingiberales; Zingiberaceae. The record is from RefSeq and is a predicted model, not a curated record.
CACUAAAGGAAUCAGCGGGGGCACAGAGUCACAGACUAAGCGGGGAGGAGAAUAUCAAGCUCUCGGUCGUCUUUAAAGACGGCCUUCCUCUUUUCCCGGGAGGACAGCGAUGCUCGAUUCCACCGUUACGAUCUGAGUCGUAACGUGUCGGCCGGCGUCGGCGGCGAAGAUUUGCACAGGGGCGAGAAGAGGGGUUUGCGAUGGGGUUUUUGCGAGAGGUGAAGCGGUGCUGCUUUUGCUCGGGCGGAGGGAGCAGGAUCAAAGAUGGCAUUUUUGCCUCCAAAGGUCCCGCCUUGGCGGCUAUUUCUGUCGGAGGCGGAAGCAGAGGCGGAGGAAGCGUGAGAGGAACAGGGUUCCUCAUCCACCGCAACCUUCUCCUCACGACUCACGCCAACCUCCCAAAUGCAGCCGCUGCGGAGGUCGCCGAGGUCUCCCUCUGCCAUGGUCGUCUCCCUGCCAGACUUGUUCCUCAAAGAUUCUUCGUUACAAGUUCCAUUCUUGAUCUGACGAUUGUGGGGAUCGAUACUAUGGAUGUUGACUCAUCCUCACAGGUGCAGCAGCCUCAUUACCUGAAAACCUGCUGCAAAUCAAGUCUUGAGCUUGGGACUCUAGUUUAUGUUCUAGGAUUCAUGGAUAAAGAAGAGUUGGCAAUUGGUGAAGGAAAAGUAGUAAUUGCUACCGAUAACCUCAUAAAAUUGUCGACUGAUGGGGUCACAUGGUUCCCGGGAUCUGCUGGCUUUGACAUCCAAGGGAAUCUAGCUUUUAUGGUGUGUGAUCCCAUGAAACUUGCUUCCUCGCCGACGACAAGAUCUUCUUCAUUGUCUUCAUGGAAAAAGGAUGUCCCUAUGCAAUUUGGAAUUCCUAUCCCGAUCGUUUGCAAUUGGCUAUUUCAGCAUUGGGAAGGAAACUUGGACGAGGUUAGCAAGCCAAAAUUACUUCUGAGUAGGUUGAUGUCGAGUGGACACAGUGAGUCUUCUGGUGUGACUUGCACACUUCGCCGGAUCUUCAAAGCCAACGAGGAGAAUGACAAUGCUUCAUCGUCGUUGCAAAUGGUUCAACACUCUAAAUAUACUCCUGUAUCAAGCAGUUCUAUUGCCAGAGAGAUUUCCUACAAUGAUACUCCACUGGUGGAUCUGCAUUCGACCCAAAUUGCAGAUCAGGAAAUCUUACAAUCUCACAAUUCAGUGAAAAAGGUUGAAGAUGCUCCUUCAAAGGCUCCAAAACCUAUAUUUUUACCGUUACCUCUUCGACACAUGCUCUCUGAGGAAGCUGCCCAUGAUGAUUGCAGACCUUCGAACCAAUUGAGUAAAAAUGGCAUUGAUCAUGAUGUUCCUCUGGUUGGUACCUGGCAAAAUGACUGCUCCAGUGAGGUGCAGUCCACUGCAUCUCCGAUCGAUAUGUUGGAGGAUGGGUUUGACAGCGGGGUGGAAACAAUGUACUCUGCCGAGACAAUGGAAAGUAGAAACAUACCGAGUCCAUUGGAAACCAAGUACCAAAAUGUUGGUAGGAGUAGUAGUUGUGUCGACUAUAGCAGAUGGAGUUGCGAUAAGCAAAACUCAGCAGCAUUGCAGAAACAGAAUACCAUAAUUCCUGUGAGAAAAACAAGUUCACCAGGGGCGGCAUUACUUCCACAGAAUCACGAUUACUGCAGCCCGACGGUCUCAUCGAGCAUGAAGAAAAGGAACAGCUCGGAGCAGACACCAAGACCUCGUCGGAACACCGUUCGGGUGUCACCGAGGUGGGUGCUCUGAUGAUUGUUUGAGAUUGGUGUUGUUUCUGUAUUUGUGCUGACACAAUAACAUGGUUCAUUGUUAAAGACUGUACAUGCGACAUUGUUGAUAAAUGACUUUUCGAAUUGGAUGGUU